Molecule: messenger RNA, 7983 nt
Organism: Drosophila rhopaloa
Lineage: Eukaryota; Metazoa; Arthropoda; Insecta; Diptera; Drosophilidae
Exons: 21
Coding region: 638-6733 (2031 amino acids)
Molecular function (GO): protein binding
Source: RefSeq, a predicted model, not a curated record
UCGAGUGAGGAGCGUGUUUCGGGGACCGGAAAAUCCGUGAGCACUGUCAGGUUACUCAAGCCACGCAGCACACACACACCCCAGCCAAAAAAAAAAGGAGGAAAAUCCUGCGAAAAACAGCAUACUCUGCGGAAUUUAAGAACAAUUAACAAGACUUCAGCGAAACUCCGCGGAAAAGCACACAAAUUAAAAACGCAGGAAGGCCCCAACAAAUUGAAUUUCGGGAAAAAACGUAGACUUUGCGUUUUUCCUACGGCUUUUUCCAUCGUUUUUUGGGCAGCGCGAAUAUCGAUUGCUGACUGCCUUGCAUAAGUCCACGAAGAUUAGUAUACAAACGCAGUCGAAAGCGUCUGGGAAAGCGAUUCAAAUGACAACGAACACCAAGCCGUAGUAAUUAUGUUUUUUAAUUAUCGGUAUUGAAGCUAUCAUCAUGGAGCAGCUGAAGUCAAGGAUUUCAAAGGCUGGCCCAGACAAUUGACACGAAAAAGAAACAGAAAACAAAAAGAACACGAUUUCCUAGGAUAUAUAUAGAAGUUGAAUUCUCCCGUGUGUGUGUGUGUGUGUGUCUGUGUGUGUGUUUGCCCCUGUUUCGCUUUUCUUUUCUUUUCCAUUUUAUUUCCUUUGUUGCCGUUUGAAAAUGGAUAUUGCCUUGCGUGGCACAAACACAGCAUCAUCAACAUCAACGACUGGAACUGGUCUGCAUCAUGCUGUGUCAUUGGGCAACAUUGAGGUCUCCACCAAGACCACCUACUCUAGCCACAUGGACCGCAGUUACGACUCCGAAGACGAACACACUGGUCGCCGAAGACUUCGGCACACACUCUCCACGGAGCUACAGCCUCGCACUUCAGUCUACUCACGCGGAGAUAUUAGGGAACAGUACUGCCUCACAGAUCGCCAGCUGCACAGCAUAGAGCAGCGUCCUAGGCGGGAACGAUUUUUUGGCUGCCUUUCGCGACGGGGUCAAACGCAAUCGGGCAGUUUUUUGGGCGGCUGCGUGGGUCGCCGAGUGCCCUCCGAUGAGAAUCUGGCCGCCUAUGCUCCAUUUGAAAAGUAUCCACGCUACCAAAACAGCUACACAGACACACACGAAUUGGAAAGUUCCUAUUUUCGCCGUCAGCCGGCUUCGAUUUUGAGCACUGGUAAAUCGAGUGAAUCGGAUCUGGGUGGCCGCUACACCUGGAUUGGUCAGCAGCAGGUGACCAACAACAACGCCGACUACCAGUCGGACCACAGCUCGUAUCACUGCCCCACAUACGCCACGAUGCCCACCACCCAUCACCAGCACCACCACCAACAGCAGGGCGGGAAUGUGAGAACCAAACACGUGAGCUUCGCCAGGUCCCACACACUCACCAGUUUCGACAAUGUGAAUGCCGGAUUUCGAUCCUCGGGGCGAUUGAAAACCGCCCGAAGUCAGGAGCGUUUAAUUGGGGGCAAGAAGCCCAUCAUUGCCACGGGUUCCAUGUACGAGACCCUCCAGCCACCGCUCCCAGGUCAGCAGCAACAACAACAGCAGAUGCAACCACAACAAAGCUCCACUCUGCCGAAAACCUGGCUGCCACCACCAGUUCAACUGCAACCCUGCCAGCAUCAUCAUGCCCCAAUCCACCUGCACCAGCCCAUUCCAGACAAUAUGGUUGGCCUGAUCAUACCACAGCCCCUGCCUUUGGCUCUUCCACUGCCCAGUCCCGAAGUUCUGAUCGUGGAGAAGAAGUUCCGCAAUGCCAUGAAGACGCAGGCCACCCAAACGGAUGCAGCUGCUCGACGUCAGGGUCAAGGUCAAGUCGGCUAUAAUACCCAAGUCCUGGCCCUAAGUCCUCGUCCACCGCAUCGGAUUAAGGUGGUUUCCCAGGGGGCUCAAACCAAUGGCCUGCAGAAUGGCAAGAAGCUAACGAAAAGCCUUUCCGAAAUACCCAAUGGCAAGGAAGUGCCAUCACGUCACUAUCAACAGGGAUCCAUUUACUCCCACGAGAUGAUCUACCGCACCCAGUCGCAGGAUGUGGUACCCUUGCAGACCCUCUCCGAUGCCCAGAACAACAUCAUGUACUACAAACCGCCUCCACCGUUGCUGGAUGCCCAUAGUUGCGGACUGGGAAUGGAGCACCUGAGCAGGACUCGUCCUUCGCCAUCUGAACAGAAUGUGGAGUAUGUGAAUGUGAAUGCCGCCGCGGUGGCCCUAAACGAAAGUUUCGACUACGAGAGCAACAGUUUGCCUCGACGAGCGUGUACCUCGCACACGGACUACUAUUCGAAUAGUUUACCCAGGCGACAGGAUGUGUGCAAGCAUGUUACUGAGUGCUCGGAACUCAUGGCCGAUAAUGUGCCCCUGGACUUUAGCCAAUCGCAUUUAUUGCCACCGCCAAGUGAGUACUGCAAGAACGACGACGAGGAUGUGGAGGAGUACUACGAGGAGGAGGACGACCAUCCCCAUGAAACGGAGAGCUACAGCUCGGAGGUCUGCAUGGAGCAGGCUGCCCAACAUCGCCGCAUGUCCAUGCUGCCCCAGAUGAUUGACUCCCCAUUUCGUCGCGAUGAUCUGAGGCGUCAAUCCAUGCCGGUUUAUGGCCAAACGGAGAAGCUCAUCGAUGGCUUCGGACCGAGGACUUCUUUUCGAAGACGCGACAAGGUCAGCUGCUUUCCGGAUGAACCGCCCGCUGCCCCAGAUCGAGAUGAGCAGGAGAUAUUUAUAGACUUUAAGCCACACAUCUCGCCAAAGCCGAGUCCCAAGUUGCAACUGAAGCACCGCAAGCAACACAAGGCGGAAAUUGCCAUGAAAAAGAUGCAGCAGCAGAGAAUGGCCCAAGCGGCAGCUUUAACCCUGCCAAAACCGAAGCCACAGCCAGUCGAAGUUGAGGUCAGAAAAGUUGAACUUGAGCCCAGCGAUGAGGAAGAGGACGAGGACGAUGUUUCCGAGCCCGAGGAGGAGGACGAGGAGGAGGUGGACGAGGAUGAGCAGAAGCUGGAGACGGAUCAUCAGGAGGACGAGGAACCGCUCUACGAGAACAUAACCCCUUGCGGUUGCCGCGUGGAUCCGCAACCGCAUUUGGAGGACAUCCAGGACAAGCGCUCUCAGUUCCGCAAGCGUUCGGUCAGCUUGGAUGACGACUACGAGGCCAAGGCCUCGGGAACUCCCACUCCUGGCCUCCGACUGCCAUCCACUCCGGCGAGUCCUUCCCGCGAUGAGCUGCUGGCCAAUGUCUCAACUUAUCCCUCCUCAGACUCGCUGGCCAACGACAAUACACGCGAUCAUUCCGAUGGCAUUUGGAAUGAGUCACAGGUCACUGUCUUGACGGCUGAACAGCGCGAUAUAUCCGAUGGCUCGUAUAGCUCCAAUUUGCUAUUGACUCCUUCCUCGAAAAGGAAGAAUCUACUGCUGCAGCACCAGCAGAGAAGCUCGGUGGACACCGAUGCCCUGGAUUUCGAAGAACAAAGCCCCACCUAUGGCCUACAAACACUGCCGAAGAUCAUCAAGACCCCCACACCAACCGCAUCCAGGCCUCCUUCCACUCAACCCUUGAUGCCACCGCCAGCCAUCGCGGUGACCCCAUCCUCGAACCAGGUUCUGGACACCUCCAUAAGUUCACCACUGCCCAAGAGGAUCAUGGUGGCCAGGGGAUCGGUCCCGGACGCCCGACAACUCAUGUUUAUGGGAGGAGCUGCCAAGCAAAGGCACUCGGAUGCCUCUUUCCUGCCAAUGGGCGCCACCGAUUACGCCCGGAGUGCGGAUAUUUCGGAGUGCAGCACGAAUACAGAUGAGUAUGCCACCUGCACGGACACCUCGAAGCGCACACCAGUUUCCACGCAAAGUUCGCAGUUGGAGAAGACACAUGCCGGGAGUUCCUUCGAAAGCGCCAGUUCGCUGUACUCCAUGAGGGAGGAUCUCCUGCAGCACGACGAGAAGCAGGCCACGCUGACCAAGUCCCAGUUGAAAUCCCCCAUUGGUUCGGUGGCGGAGUUGACCAGGAAGUCGCCCUCGCACUCCAUUAGUAGCACCACCUCUUCCGGCAGUUGUCCUGUCUCGGGAGCAGCCAUCAAAUCUCCGGCCAAGGAAAGUCAGCCACAGACGGUGGCCAGUUCGGGAACCACUCAAGUGAAAGUCAGUUCGGCGGAGAGUGCACCUCCAGGGCCAAAGCCCAAACCCGAUUCCAUUUCGGAAGAUGAACGCAGCGAGGUGCGGUAUUCCUCCUCUGGUUAUUACGAAAGUCCGCACGACGAGGACGACGAAGAGCAGGGAAUGCGAAGCAAAGCCCGUCGCAUUCGGCAGGAAGAUGAAAGGAAGAGGCGCAAAACCAGCAUGAAACUGGACAUCGAAAAGGAGAACAUGCGGGCCCUCACCAGUCCCAUUAAGAAGCCCACGGGAUCGAGCAAGGUCACUUCACCGGAACAGCAGAUCGCAGGAUCCUUGGACAAUGGCAGCAGUCCCAGCAAGAUGAAACGCUUUCGUCCUAAGAUUCGACGGCAGUUAAGGAAAAGUUCGCGGGAGGAUGUCCUGGCGGCGGCAGCGGGGCGAAGGAGUCGUGCCACGCCCACUAUCUUCGGCCUGAGCAGCGGCAGUGGCGACACCGAGUUGCUACUAGAUGCCAGCAUGGCAAGUGGCACUACAAGCACCGUUCUGGCAGGACCCUGCACCACCACAACCUCAAUAUCCUUGCCCUCAUCGACAUCGAAGGUAACUACUUCGGAGUCCUUAGUGAUCACACAAACAGAGGCUGUAGUUGUUCCAUUGACGGUGAAGAAACCACACAGCUGUGCCACGCCCACCUCACUGCUCUCCCCCAAACUGCCCACCAUCAGCAGCACGCAGUCGAAAUCCACUUCGGACACCUUUCAACUGAAAGCCAAGUCCAUCGAGUCCCUGCGCUCGGUGUCGCCAGGAUCCGAUUCGGUUUUCUACAGCGAAGCCGAUGGAAAUGCAGCCAGUGGCGAGCAGAGCCACUGCCUCCAUUGUGGCAAGGAAAUGGAGGGCAAGCAGCAGAGCAACACCAUCAGCGAACUGGCUGGCGACUCGGUGGAGUCGAUACCCUACAUCGAGCAGGACAUCGUCAAGCCGCCGUCGGACUUUGCCGACUCCCCAGUGACCACCAAGACCACCCAGCGUCUCUACAAGAAGAUGGACAAGCGGUUCCGCUCCGAGGAGCGAUACCACGGCGAAAGGGGCAGGCACUACAAGACCAGGCAGGAGAACAUCAGGGCAAAGAGCGAAGAACGUGGCCGCGCUCCCAGUUUGCCCAAUACCCCGGUAUUGCGUCCUGCUGGAUCUAGUCCUUGUGUCCUGCCAAAUAUCAACACUGAACAGAGCCAGCACAUCAUCUACAAAGGUCACUACGACGCAGGACGCUACACUCGACUGACCGAUGAUGACUUGUGGACUCAGUUGGACCAUCAGUGUUUUGAUCGUUCCAAGGAACGUCGAGCUUCCACGGAGUCGGAGAAAGGCUUCCAUGCCAAAUAUCAAGUGAUCUUGCAUCGCCUCGUCCAGCGCCGUUGUACCCUGGAAAUGUACCAUCGCCAGAAACACAACAGCUUUCGUAAGUCCAACGCACUUUGGACCAAAUGUAAAGAAAUAAGUGCGAAAAGUUUUAGGAAUAUUUUUGUGGUAUUUACACAAUACUCAGGCCAAAUGAUUGAAUUAAUAGCAUCCAAUUCCACGCCGGAUUCGAUUCGACGAAAGUUGGAGGAGGUCUUGAAAUUAAUGCUCUUGGUCUGGGCACGCGAAAGUUUUGUGAUAUCCACACUUAGCAAUGGUGCACAUGGAGUGGAUAAAACCGUGGUGGUCAAGAGCGAUUCCGGUGAAUUUGGCUUCCGUAUACACGGCUCCAAACCCGUGGUAGUGGCUGCCAUCGAACCGGAGACUCCGGCGGAGAGUUCCGGCCUGGAGGUGGGCGACAUCAUCAUCUCCGUGAAUGGCGUCCAAGUGCUGGACAAACAUCACACCGAGGUCGUCAAGAUAGCACACGAUGGCUGCGAAAAACUGGAGCUUCAGGUGGCUCGCACCAUUGGAGUUCUGAUGCACGAGCAACUGGAGCCACCAAGUCAACCCAUCUUUAGUGGCUAUUUGUGGCGACAGAGUGGUCAGGCCAAGGGAGCUCCGAACUCCAAGAAAUGGGUGCGACGUUGGUUCUCCCUGAGACCCGAUAAUUGCCUCUACUACUACAAAACUGAAGAUGACUCCCAGCCCGUUGGCGCCAUGAUAAUGGCCAAGCACACGGUGGACCUGUGUCCUGUGGACGUGGGCAAGCCCUUUGCCUUCAAAGUGGAUGCCGGCGAGGGAAUUCCCAUGUACGUGGCUGCCGAUUCCGAUGAGUUGGCUAACAGGUGGCUUCAACUGCUGAGACAAGCGGCCUCGCAGGACAACCAGUGGCUGGACAAAAGCGCGCGGUGCCUGUACCAGAGUCCCACCAACAUUCAGAGGCCCGACUGCUUCGGCUACCUCCUCAAAUUGGGCUCAAGGUGGUGCGGAUGGUCGAAACGCUAUUGCGUUCUUAAGGAUGCCUGCCUCUAUUUUUACCAAGAUGCAAAUAGCAAGAGUGCAUUCGGCAUGACCUGCUUGCACGGCUACAAAGUGGCCUCAAUGUCCGCGAAUGCAUCCGGCAAGAAGAACUCGUUCGAGAUAAUACCACCAGAAACCAAAUUGCGUCAUUAUUUUUUCUGCACCGAAAGCGAAAUGGAUAAGAAACGCUGGAUAUCCGCCUUGGAAUACUCCAUUGACCGCUGGAUAAAGUCCGGGUAACUAAGGUUAAAGACACGCUCCAGAUCGGCUCUGAGCAGCCGGCUCAAGCGUCGCAGUUUUAGCUACUUGAUGGAUUAGGCGGGACGAUUUGAUCUGUUCGACACUAGUACGGGUACUACCAACAACACUUAGAACUUAAGCCAAGCAAACCAAUUAGAUUUAGGCAUAGGCGAUUGCUUAGUCCAAGGAAUUUAGUCGGUCAUUCAAGUCGGGUUUAAAACUAUUUUGAACAAAGCGUACAUACACAAAUAUAUACACAUAUAGAGGAAUACGAUUGAACAUUUUUGGUGUGUAUUCUUGUUAUAUAGCUUACAACAAAUGGCAUAUAUAUAUAUAUACAAAACUUAUGUUUAGAGAGGUUGUCUUGUCACUUAUAUACAUAGAAUUUAUUUAGCCACAAAAAGAGAGAGAAACGAUCGUACAGCAGACCAAAUUGAUUGUCUAAUGUAUAUAGAAUUCGGCUAGGAUAAAUCCAAAUUGAAAUGAUUAGGUAUUCAAGGGCUCAAAUCCAGGCAAGGCAAGGCAAAUGGUUUUUAGAUAAAUGUCUAUUUACAGAAAGGGUAACACAGAAUACAAAAAUAACUCAAGCGAGACCAAAAUUCGAAAUUAUCAGAGUGUAACAGUUCGAAAAAUCAUUAUCGAAGGCCGAGAUAAGUUUCCCAUUUUCAAUAGCUGCUUCCAUCAAACAAAAUAAAAACAACAUUAUGUGAAUAAUUAACAACGGUUUUCGUCCUUAUUGGAAACGAUUAUUAGUUAGACACGAUUACGAUGUAAGCCAGAAUUAGUUAGCUUUUUUGAUAGGUUGGAUUUUUUAGGGAUCAUACUCACAAAAAACACACAUCAACGUUCACAGUAGAUCAAACAAUAAUAAAAUAGAGAUUAAUUCGGAAUCCAGUAGUUACUUUGUCAUAUAAAGAUAUGAUCUUUAAAAUGCUGAUUUCCUGUUUUUUUGGGUCAGUGUUCAAAUACCGAGAUUGAGUGAGGAUGCAACAAUUUUGAAGCUUCUUUUUUGUUUCUAUUAAGACGGUAGCGAAUAUAAAUAUAUAUAUAUUUUAUAUAUUUUAAAUAGAGAUUUCCAAUUCGGCGAGGCGAAAAAAAAAAGUUAGAUAUUUAAUGUAUGCAUUAUAUUGAUUGUAUGAUAUACAAAAGAGAGAGCCAUUUUAUGUUGUAAGUGGAAAACAAGAUAGCAAAAACAAAAGAAAACUAAAUAAGAGCUUUAAUUAUUAAAUAAAGAAUAUACCGAGAACAAA